AUGACGACAACAAUAAGAGCAUACAAAGGACUAGUGACAAAAAGGAAUGAUGUGGCACUGAACUGGCUACAAGAGUCGGCUCAGCUCCUUGAAAGGAUAGAACAAGGAGGCGUAGCAGCGCAAGGCGAACGAGCCAAGGAGAUCACGAUGGACAUCACCACAUGCGAGGAGUACAUAGAUCUUCUGGAAGCUUCAGUAACCAAGUUAACGAAAGCCUUCGACGGUCUACAAGACGCCACCGACGAAGAAGAAGAUCAACUAGACAACGCUACGAUAGAUCACCACCUAGAAACCACAGCAAAUGAUGACGACAUGGCCCCGGAAAUAAGAAGGAAUUUGUACGUGGACAACUUAUUCUUUGGUGCACAAUCUUCAAAUGAAGCACUUCUGAAGUAUGCACACACAAAGAAGCUCUUCCAAGAUCUCAAAAUGAACUUGAGGGAAUUCUGCUCCAAUGACAAAACCUUCUCCAACGCCAUUGAUGAGGCCGACAAGAUGAAAUCCACCUGCCCCAAGGUCCUAGGCAUCGCAUGGAAUUCGGAAACGGACAAGUUCAUUAUCAAAGGCUCGAUGACAACCUUGAAGGGAAAAGAUACCAAGCGAACAGUCACACAACAACUUGCUUCUGUGUAUGAUCCAAUGGGAUUUCUGGUGCCUCUACUACUACCGGCAAAGAUAUUCAUGCAGUCACUAUGGAAGGAAGGAUUAGAUUGGGACACACUGCUUCCAGCGCAACUGCGUGAUCAGUGGCAUCAAAUAACAUCAGAAAUUGCAACAUUUUACAAGGAAGUGAAUAGACGAAUUCUCAGCAAAUCCGAUGGCUACAGACUUGUCGUCUUCACUGAUGCUAGCCAGUGCGCAAUAGCAGCAUGCGCAUAUCUCACCUCUCAAGAAGAAUCCAGCAUCAUAAUGGCAAAAUCCAAACUUCCAUCUAUCAAAACUUCAAUGACGGUUCCCAAGUUGGAGAUGAAUGCACUAACGCUGGGCGAAGUGAUUCUAUACACAGACUCGGAUAUCGUGUUAGGGUGGAUAAGAACCCCUCCAUCGCGACAAAGCGCAGGCAUUUUAGUUACAAACCGAUUAUCAGAGAUUAGACGAAUCAGCAAUGAUCUCCGCAGUCAAAGCACCACGUGUCUCUUCGGACACGUCUCAACGGCAGAAAAUCCAGCCGAUUGCGGAACAAGAGGACUAUCAGCAGAAGCUUUACAGAACCAUAUCUGGUGGACAGGACCUGAAUUCACCAACAAACCGGAUCAUUCAAAGCUGAGUACGGUUGCUGAUUUCGAACAAUCGACAAUGAUAUCAGUGGAGGCAGUAACUCUAAACCCGUCAGAAGAGGUAUCUAAGGACGAAGUGGUUGACUUGAGCAGAUACAGCACCCUUGAGAAAGCUCAGAGAGUGCUAGUGUAUGCACUUCGAUUCAUAAACAGAUCCCUGAGUCAUUUUCCCCACGAAAGAAGAUUGGCAAUACAACAACACAUACCGGCUCUCAAGGAAAUUUCACCGUCACAAACCAUCACCGGGAUCGAGAUGCACGAAAGUCGAAUGUGCUUGAUUCGAGACCAUCAGAAGAACUAUGUGAACGAGCAUCAGAUCAAGUCGCAGAAGGAACUGAAUAUCCGACAAGACGAAAAAGGAACCCUGCGCUGUUACGAGCGUCUACAGCAAGCAGAUGUACCAGUAACGGCAAAAACACCAAUCUACAUUGCACCCAAAACUAUCCCUGGUUAUGCUGAUGACAAUUACGACAAUCAUUACUAUGAUUUAUCUUGGAGUGCGAACCUCAAGAACUCUGAAGCAAAGUGCCUCAAGCAAGAAAACAAUCACUCUUCAAAGGCAAAUGCUCAUAGCUUUGACAAUCCAGGCACUGCUUCCUUGUGUGCUGGCAUUCAUACCUCGCUUCAUAAUGAUUUUUUCCGUGCUUAUGGAACUCUCGAUACCGGGGUUAUCAUCUUCUGUCGAAUCAUCGAACAAUGUUAG
Cylicocyclus nassatus is the source of this 1980-nucleotide messenger RNA. NCBI's taxonomy places the organism in Eukaryota, Metazoa, Nematoda, Chromadorea, Rhabditida, Strongylidae. The record is from the annotation of a GenBank genome assembly.